Pararge aegeria (speckled wood butterfly) is the source of this 2776-nucleotide messenger RNA. Its product is annotated as charged multivesicular body protein 7. The record is from RefSeq and is a predicted model, not a curated record. The transcript has 11 exons. Bases 1 to 1824 code for a protein of 607 amino acids. Gene Ontology annotation, biological process: vesicle budding from membrane; late endosome to vacuole transport via multivesicular body sorting pathway. Gene Ontology annotation, cellular component: multivesicular body; ESCRT III complex; cytoplasmic side of plasma membrane. NCBI's taxonomy places the organism in Eukaryota, Metazoa, Arthropoda, Insecta, Lepidoptera, Nymphalidae.
AUGGGUAUAGCAGACUGUUAUCCCGAGGAAAAACUGCCGCAGUGCUGGUCCGAUGACGUGCGUAUGAACGCUCUAUUUGCCCCGUUCCGUCUGAAGUCCGCCAACCCCGAGUCCUGGGAGAUGAAGAUGAAGUUCUGGUCGGACAUGGUGCGCCAGUGGUGUCGGUUCAAAAUGGACCCUAUAGUUUCCGCGGGGGAUGUAAAGUGCGUGUUCCAGAGGCGUGGAAGAACCGCUGCGUGUCUUGAUAUCGUCAUAGAGGAGAUGUUUAGGAGUGGAGAACUAUCACCAAUAUCAAAAUACCAACAAAUAUUACACAAUGGUCCUGAGGGCUGGGUGAAAUGGGGCGCUCGUCUCGCAUUCAAGCCCGCAGCCUUGGCACUGACAGCUGUUACAUCACUUCUACCCGCCAGACAGGCUAUGGACGCUAAUGGCCUACCUAAAGCCAGUAUAGAUUCCACACAACGUUUUGUUCUGGAAAGCGCAGUUAAAGACCAAGCCAUAGAGUUCCUUAACAACUUUCCACCAGGGGAGGAUCGUAUAGGCACCAUAGAGGAGCUGAUGAGAACCAGUAAUUACACCAACCGUGAGGUUUGCGAGAUACUUCUUGGCUACCUAGUCUCACAGGGUAUGGCUGUCAAACAGGGGGACGUAGUAAAGCUAGCGGAACCUAACAAAAAAGUCGCGCCAGUAACGGAGUUAGACGAGGCGCUAGUUAAACUCAUGUCGACGGAAACGCGACUGUCGGGAGAAAUGGCGCGACUGACGCGCGAGGUCGCGUCAGCUGAUGUGGAAGUGAGAGCAGCUAUGAAAUUAGGCAACAAACUUGUUGCAAAGAACCAUCUCCGCAAGAAACUAAAAGCACAACAGCGUCUCGACAGAUGCGAGGGAGCCCUUGAGAAUAUUCGAGAGCUUGUCCUCCAAGCUAAGAAUACAGACUUUAAUACUACAGUGGUUGACACAUACCGAACAAGCGCCCAGGCUAUGAAGCGUACGAUGAAAGAAGGCGGUCUGGAAGAAGACGAGGUCUACAACACCAUGGAUAAUUUGAAAGAGGUCAUGGAAAGCUACAGUGAAGUAGAGAAAGCACUCGGGGGAACACUUGAUGAGCUGGAUACAACAGAACUAGAGCAGGAGUUGAAUGACCUGCUAGCUGGCACCGGCGGUACCGGAGGUACUCCUGGCAAAGAAGAGAAGAGCAGAGUUGGCCAAAAACUGCCAUCUCCACCAGGCGCAACUACAAGAAGACCUGGACGGAAGAUCGAUAGAGAUUUCGUAUUUGAUGGUGAAGAACGGAUGCUAGCGGACUUGAACGAGCUGGGUACGGGUGGAGUCGCCGAUGAAGCAGCGAAGAAGAUUGCCGUAGCUGAGGCUGUAGAAGAAGCAGAACCGCAGAUCAAUCCGAAGAAGAAAGAGAAGCCAACAAAAGACUGGGACCCAACGACCAAUCAGAGCGUUUCCGACACAUGGAGUAAUAAAUUAGAUACCCUGGCUGAGAACUAUGGGGAACUUCGGAAAGAUAACAGACUGCAUCCAGGUCAACCCCUGGAUGUAGACUUCACUACCCCCCCACAGCACUACAACGCUGAGUUUCAAGUUCAGGACCACAAGUCAGCAAACGGGAUAUGGCUUUUCAACAGCAAAGAUGGAGAAAACCUCACCCCGAGCACGGAAUACAGCAGCUCCGAAAGUCCCGGAAAAUCUUCAUGCAGCAACUUCCAAAUGGCGCCUGGCGGUGAACGCAGGAAACCAGAUCCUUGGCCCAAGGAUGACAACUUGGAUGACCUUGAAAGGAGAUUAAAGAACCUCAGAGGGUUCAACUUAUAGGUACAGCGUGUAAAUAUUUAGUUUUAGGUUAGAAAAUUGUCCCUUUAAACUCUUUGAAUACAUGAUUGCCUGGUACUUUAUCUCCUCUUUUACCAGGGAAUCAUGUAUUCAAAGAGUUUAUGUAUGGAGCUGCUUCCACAUAAAAAUCUGUAAAUAUUACAUAGUAAGGUCUAGGUACCAGGGUCCUAUUAAAUUAAAGAGGGUUUCUGCGUUAUGCACGUUUGCGGCCCGCCGACCUACAUUGAAAAAGCGUGGUGGGCGAAGGCUCUAAUUCCUUCGCUGCUUUAAUAGAGGGGUUUUGGGCUUUUGCCCAGCGCUGGGACAUAAAUAGUUUGACGAUAACAAGGAUAACGACAUUUCUCAGGUACCAGGCUAUCAUGAAUUCGAAGAGGUAUUUAAACUUUAUCCCUAUAUCAAACUUUGACCAGUUACAAGCGACUCGAAUGAAAGAGUUUAUAUAAGCUCUGACAUUACGACAAAGUCUCACAGUGAUUGCGAACGCACAGUGUAGGUUUCACAAAUCAUAUUGUAGAAAGGAGACUGUGCGUUAGGUAUAGACUUCUGUGUAGAACUUUUUAAGUAUAGAUCAUAAUAAAGUCCGAUCGUUGAAAUAAUGCGUUUUUAAAUCGGAUGGACGAUGUAACUUUGAAGUGGCGUUGAAAUUCGAUAUAAUUUGUUUAAUUGUUAAGUAUCCCUGAUGAAUAAUCACUAAUAACUAAAUCAUUGUUAUCUUUUCUGAUAAUGCUAUAAUUUUGUACAAAUAAUAGAAAUAAAUAAAAAAAAUAUCAUAUUGCGUGGUUAUGUCACCUGUUUAUUACGUCACGAACGCUUUCUUCCAGCGGCCGCACUGAAUUGUUCCUAAAAAGGCCGUGUGACGUCAUAAAUCGAUGGAUUUUUAUACCUAAAAACAUUUUCAUUUCAAUGAAAACCACAAAAAAUAAACUAAAAAAAU